CUACAUAGAAAUGGCUACUCACAUGCACAGCUAGGCCAAUGGGCCAUCUCGCCCCAUACCCUGCCUCCCACAGUGACUCAUACUGGAUGCUGCAGAGACUAACACCCCCAGAAUGGCCCCAGUUGCACUGGAGGGGAAGUUUGUUCCUGCACCCAGCUGGUGAUCAGCUGAUACCCUGGAGCAUGAGGUGUCUUGUAAUGUUUCCUUAUUAGUGCUGCUGCAGAGGCUAAUCUUAUCCGUGGCUGUGCGUUGGGCCUGCUGGAAAUGGGGUAUUUGCCUCCAUAAUACCCUGCAGCAGUGAGUUCCACAGGCUGUGGUGAGCGAAGCAUUUCCUGUCAGUUGCUUGAUAUUUGCUGCCUUUCAAUUCCAUGGAGUGACUCUAGUUCUUGGAUAAUGGGGUGGGGUGAAUAGGAGCUCUCUCAGACCCAUUGCCUGGGCUCUGGAGGGGCAAUGGCAAACCCAUACGCCAGUGCUUGGCGACACUAGAAAUAGGGAGUGGAACACGAACCCACUCUGAGUCCAGAGAUCUUGCCAGGCAAGGACCCCGCAUGACUGCGGGUGGGGAGGCCAGUUCCCCCUUUCAAGCUGUGCUAAGGGUGGGGAAGCUGUGCGUUCUCUGAUCGCUGGGGGGUGGGGAUCCAGGCUGUAUUGAAAGCGAGGACAAAAGUCCCAUUGACUUCAAUGGGGUGAGGAUGUCCCGCUGGGUCACCGAGUCCUAGAGGAGCUGCCAUAUAUCGGGAGUAUCAACUCCCCCCUUCCCUGUUCAAGCAGCCCCUGCGGUUCUCUGUUAUGGCUGUAGCAGAGUCGCUUGCUAGGAAUACUGCGGCUCCUGCAGGGCCUUAAACUCCCAUCAGACUCUCCUAAGGGGAGCCCAGCAUCUCCCGACCUAGCCCUCCAGCUCCCAAGAACCACCAGGCGCCGUCCUCUUUGCCCAAAGGAUCAGGGUUACAACUCCCCGCUCUACCAAGGUCAGGAGCUUAAAAUAGACCGUGGCUAAAUGGGAGCUCAGGGGGCAGCGAGGAGCAGACAUGGUCUCUGUAGUGAAACCCACACAGCAGAGCAAGGUGCUGCUAACUUGGCCUGCUGCCCCGUUCAGGCAGGGGGACCCCCUCCGUUCGUGCACCACACGGGGGGAGACGUAUACUUAAUCCUGCCUCAGUGCAGCAGGAUGGACUAGAGAACCUCUUGAGAUCCCUUCUAGCCCGACACUUUGAUGAGUCUGUGAUUCUACGUGGGUGGUGUGGGGGGAGGAAUGAGAUGGGGACUAUUUUUUUCUCUCUAAAGAAACGCCCAGUGAGGGCCUUCCUGGAGGCUGACUUGCAAACAGAGCAAAAGUGACUGAUUUGAGCUUCUUGUUGGCUUCAGGAGGGUACAAGUUAAAAGGCUUAGAUGGCACAGAAAUAUGAUUGGUUGAUCAAAUCAUAGAUCCCUGUUCUGCCCAUGCUCCAAGCACUGGUUUUGUACCAUGACUUAGGGUAGAAUACAGCCCUAAAAUACAUAUAAGGAAACAUGCAACAUUUUCAUUAGCUUGAGAAACUCACCACUGCAAGGCAUUAAGUCACAGCAAAAUUAAACAUAAAGGAGCAGACGCUUAUGAAUAAACGUGGCACCAGCUAACUAAUCUAACAGUCACAAGGGCUCUUGCUUCAGGGCCUAAGCAGAGGGGUAGCUGAGCUCAGAAAGCUCAGCAUACAAUGCAAUGCAACCUUAAUUUGUAUAUUUUGAAUAGCGUCUUUCGUACAAGACAGCCUCCCACAGUGCUUGGCAGAGUUUAAUGCAGGCCGGUGCAUUGUAUCAGGGACAGAGAGCCUUGGUGCAAAAUCUUGGCCUGGGGAAUACAUUAAGUGGCUCAAUCAUAAAGCCAGCAACGGAGGGCAGAAUUAAGAGGCAUGAGCAGGGAGCAAAGAGAUUUCAGAUGGCGAGUUGCUGCAGGAGACAGCACCAGAUGGCAGGAGCUGCGGAGAAGGCGGCUCUCGCACCAGCAAUGGCGAAGCGUGUGAGGGGGUUGGAGAGAAGCUAAUCCAAGAAUAGUGAGGAGAACGGGGAGGAGAGCACAGAGGGCCAGGAUGUGGUCACUUGGAACAGCUCUAUAGUGUUAGAGACAUGGAGAGCUGGUCCUGAAAUGAAUGGGAGAUGUUUGCAGUGAAGUUGGGGUGAUGUGGUGGCAUGAUACAGUUCCUAUGACCAUAAAGCGGAAGAGAAACCCCCUUUUUCCAGCUGCAUUCUCUCUGGUUUUGUGCAUAUUUUCCAAAAGGGAGCAAAGCUGGGCCCCAGGGUAACCUUUGCAAAAAGCCAUCACACGAACCUCAGAACUGCACGUGGGAUCAGUUCUUCCCAGGGACGGGGCAAUUGGCAAACUGGGGGUAACGUGUGGGUAGCAGCCAGGGUCUGCCCUGAUGUGUGAGCCCUGCUGGGCUUCUGCUUCUUUUCCAGGUGAGAAGAUGUUCCCAAUUAUGCAUUCGGACCACACCCGAGAGAGAAAAAAGCAGGCGAUGGCCAUCGUGACGGAAAUGAUGGGAGAUGUCCCCCAGCUGGACCUGGGGAAGAAGGUCAGCAUCCCCCAGGAUCUGAUGGUGGAAGAGCUGUCUCUGCAGACAAACAGGGGCUCCCAGCUGUUCCAACAGAGGCAGAAGCGGGUGCAGAAGUUCAUCUUGGAGCAUCCUACUGGCUACAGAGCCAGCUCAAGCAGGAUGGCAGCAGGCGGCUCGCACGGCGCCACUGAGGGGGACCUGGUGGGAAGACCGGACGCGUGGCUGUCUGCCCAGGGCCAGGAGAACUAUCGCACUGAGCUUCACGUGGCAGCAGCAGGCCAGGGGACCCCUCCCAAAGUGCCCAAGAAGACAAACAAAGUCCUACAAAUGAGUAAAGCCCUCAAUCCCGAGUCCCUGGCCCCAGGCUACUCUGGACCGCUGAAGGACGUCCCACCGGAGAAGUUCAACUUCACUGCCAUCCCCAAGGGCUACUGUUCCCCUUGGCAGGAAUUCCUCUUCAGUGAGGACUACCGGAUGGAGAGCAAGAGCCAGCUGCCUGAACUGCCCAGGAAACCCAGCCACUUCGAGUUGAGGAGCUUCAACAGGACUCCGACCCCGUUUGGUGGAGUGCUACUCAAUGACAUGUUCACUGUGCCUGGGUUGGAGAUGGAGGCUCAGACAGACUCCCCGAACAGCUUGGAGCUCGCCUGGAAUAGACCCAGCUUUAACAGAGCACCCCAGGGCUGGGUACGGAUUUUACCAGAGACAGAAGAGCUGUAAUGUAAUCUUACUCCCCUCUCCUACCCCACAGAUGCUUUAUCUGCUAGGCUCAAUCAUGCUUUGUUUUAAAUCGCUGGUAGAGGUACUCCUCAGCACAGCAGAAAAGGGGAGAGGAUAUUCUUAUCCGUGCACCCUGUGACGGCUCAGUGGCACAGUAGGUCAUCCACUUCCACACACAGCCCCCAGCAAGCUCACAUCUAGAGCCAUUCCUGGGCUACCCCGUUACAAGGUUUUCCUAGAUGUCCGUUAUUGACCAGCCAAGUUCUCAUUGAUAAAACAAGGGGAUUCCAGUAAACUUCCACAUCCAUCAUUAUACUACGGAACAGUCCGAUUGGAGCAGACACAUUGUCCUCGAUCCAGUGUUGUGGCAAAUGGCAGAAGAGCCAGUUGUCAUCACAUCAAGUCGCCUUGCAAUUGUUCUGCUGAAACAUUUGACACCAGCAGUGACAGGUGGUGGCUGCUCAGAGAAAUCCCAGCUUAAGGGCAGUGCUGUAAAAAUGUAAUUUUGGUUGAGAUGGCGGGGGAUGGGGGAUGAUAAGGCAGUGGGGUAAUUGGGGAAUGUGAGUGAAAUAAGUUACUAAUGGCUUUCUGACACAUAAGGAGAUAGCAUGUGAAAGGAAAUUACAUCCAACUCUGCUAAGAAACCAAACCCUGGGCGGGGUGUGCGGGGCUGGCUGUCAGGCAGAAACGCGUACUGCAUAUAAAGGAGGGGAGUGCUUGAGAUCACCAAUACCCCACUGGGAGAAUCAGGAACCUAUGCCAUUUUCCCUGCUAGCUACUGGUUGGUGUGUUACACUUCCUUUCCUACCUCUAACAAGUUGCUGUCUGAGGUUACACACCAUGGUUUUCAUAUUCACACCACUUGAUUACAAUGAUCUACGGAGGGCCUGAUGUGCUCAGAUUUUCUUUUUUUACUUCAAUAAUAGUCAGGAUCAGAUCCUGCCAAUUUAAGAUGCAGAACACAAUUGGUGGAGCCCCAAAAAACAAUGAUUCUGUAUUGAAGUACUUGCCAAGCUGAUCAUACAAAUCAAUGCUUGAUAGAAACAUUAAUGGGGUCCCACUAGGGAAGAGAGGACAUCCUACAUAACAAACACCUCGAUGGCAAGCAAGACCUUCAUGCAACACGUGCAGAAAGUGGUCAACAAGGGUGUUUUGACCACAGCCUUUUGAAUGCACACAAGCACAGUAUAUAAAACAAAGCUAUCCAUCAAAGGAAGAAUGCUACCCAAAAAAAAAGGGCAGAGCAGAACCCAUGUAUGUUCCGAACACUCCCACUCACCCUGGCUAAUAGAAAAACUCCAGGUCAACUAUGCAGUUUCUACAUUUGUUUAGUUGUUUUUGUCAAAUUCGGACGAUAAUCGUACUGUAACCUUGCAAAACUGGUCUUGUUUUCUUUUUGAAUGGGUGAGUAAUAAUAGAUAUAUUUCUGCAUCGUUGUGGUUAGGCCAGGCAAGUAAUUUUGUAUCCUGGCUGGUAAAAGUGCAAUUUUAAAAGGCUGCCUUAUUUGUAAAUAACGUAACAUACAACCACUGUGUUUGUAAUGCCAACAAGACCAUCCAGAGGAAAAGCAUGCACCUCAGUUAAUUACAACCUGGGGCACUCACCACUGCAAUGCAACACUCACAUGGGGAACAUGCAUUCCUCUGCCCGCCCCCAGAAGCACACCUGGGCAAACUGAACAAGAAAAAAAGCCAGUCUACGUGUUUAAAGGUUUAUGCCUAUGAAGUACUGUCCAGCUCUGAGCCCAUCUCCCUCCCCUUUGCCUGUGAGCUGGAGGCCAUGUUUACAUUCAGAAAUCUGGUUGCAGAAAAUAAAU
Messenger RNA from Trachemys scripta elegans, 5067 nucleotides. RefSeq names its product myozenin 3 (gene MYOZ3). Gene Ontology annotation, molecular function: actin binding; FATZ binding; telethonin binding. NCBI's taxonomy places the organism in Eukaryota, Metazoa, Chordata, Testudines, Emydidae. The record is from RefSeq and is a predicted model, not a curated record. Bases 2397 to 3251 code for a protein of 284 amino acids. Gene Ontology annotation, cellular component: Z disc; actin cytoskeleton. The transcript is spliced from 6 exons.